This is a messenger RNA of Thermochaetoides thermophila DSM 1495, 708 nucleotides long. RefSeq lists its product as uncharacterized. The record is from RefSeq and is a predicted model, not a curated record. Gene Ontology annotation, molecular function: protein-macromolecule adaptor activity. NCBI's taxonomy places the organism in Eukaryota, Fungi, Ascomycota, Sordariomycetes, Sordariales, Chaetomiaceae. The transcript has a single exon. Gene Ontology annotation, biological process: proteasome regulatory particle assembly. The coding region runs from base 1 to 708 and encodes 235 amino acids.
AUGUCCGCUGACGCCCGCCCCAUAACCCCCACACGCUUCGCCGCAGCCCUUAAAGAACUCCCCACUGACGCCCUUUUCACCAAGCUCCUCGAACUCCGCAAUAGCAUCGCCCACCUCGACUACUCCAACGAGCAGCUCCGGCCCUACGCCGAAGGCACGGCGCGCGCCCUCGACCCCAACAACCCCUCCUCCUCCCAACAGUCCUCACAAGAAGAUAAAUGCGAACCAGACCAAGACUGCAUCGAUGCCAUCAAAGAAAACGAAGCCGUCAUCGAGCGGAUGCAAGAGCGCAUCCGCCUGCUCAGGACAGAAGUUGAGUCUCGGGGACUAAACUGGACAGAUUUCGAAUCGCGUGCGCGGAGGGCAGAAGAGGAGAGGAGGGUGGUCCCCGAGAUGGAUAAUACCGAGACGAUUGUGGUCGAGCAUCCUAAUACCCAGCAACAAGAAGCACCGACGACGAAUGGGACUGGGCCAGCGGUGAAUGGCACAGGGGAGAGGAGUCACCCUGCUUGGAGUGAUGGGACUUUUCAGACGGGGGUUAUUAGGGAUGGGGUUAUUGAGAUGCAUCCGCCGAGGGCACAGCAGGGAGGCGCGGGGAGGCAGCCGGGCGGGUCACUCUCGGACGAGGAGUUGAGGAGAAGGGUUGAGGAGCAGAUUCGGCGAUUGGGAGUUCAGGAGGGGGAUGAGGAGGAAGGGUUAUAUCUGUAA